UUCCAAAUUCCAACCGUCAACUCCAACUUCACUGGUCAUAUCAUCCGUCCAGCAUUCGAAUUCGAUCACCCAAAUAAACCAUCCGGUCUUCCUUUUUAAUUACAGUUAUCAUGAAUGGGAAUGAAGUUUAGAAAACAAAAAAAAAAAGAAGAAUGAUUGAAAGUUAGUUGAGGUUGCCAAAAUUUUGCAAACCUACCAGACAAACAACCUCCACCUUCCAAUUUAAUUGUGGCGCCCCGCCCCGCCCAGCCCCCAAUACGUAUUGCUACUCCCUACAGCAUUCUUGCUCCGGGACUAUUUCCAAGUGCAGCGCGCACGCAUUGUAAAACCCAUUCUUUCUUUCUUAAUUCCGGGUAUAGUAGUGCCUCAAUACUGUUCCUGCUAUCUACGAUGUGGCGGUCACUUUGGCCUACAAUCGACCGCUUCUCUCUUCACCACUUCAGAUAUAUUGUAAACCAACUGCGGGAAAUCAGAGUCGUUGACAAGCGCAACCGGGAAGUAGUUUUGGAUUUGCUUCAAUCAAUUGUGGAAAUAGUUACCUAUGGUGAUCGGCAUGAUCCAGCGAUUUUCGAAUGUUUCAUGGAAUUUCAAGUUUUAGCAGAGUUUGUUCGUAUACUAAAGAUUGGUGGGAAUUCAGGAAUUGAGGCAGCACUCUUGCAGUAUUUGAGCAUAAUGAUCCAGAACGUGGAAAAUGAACAUGCCAUCUACUAUUGUUUCAGCAAUGGCUAUAUCAACAGCGUAAUAUCACAUCAUUAUGAGUUCGAUGGGGGAGAUCUAAUUCCUUAUUAUGUAUCCUUUCUGAGAACAGUUAGUGGGAAAAUAGGUAGAGACACAAUCUGUCUUCUCGUAAAGGUUCACCAGGACACUGCAAUCUCAUUGCCGUUGUAUGAUGAGGCUCUUAAAUUUGCUAACCAUGGGGAAAAGAUGAUACAGAUAGCAGUUCGUGCACUGACCCUUAACAUUUAUAGUGUUGCUGAUGAGAUGGUCUAUCAAUUUCUAACAACUCCGACUGCUUCUGCAUACUUUUCUAGCUUGAUUCUGAAUUUAAAAAAUAAGUGCUUGCAUGUUGAUGCAAUCAUCAAUGGGGUAAAGGAGAGUUUCCAUGAAAAGAAAAGAGAACUUCUUUCAGAAACUGAUAGAAUUUUGGAUGACUUCUAUUACCUGAAGGACAUACUGUGCAUUCCUGAGCAGCGCUUGAACAAACUUGUUACAGAGAACAUUGUUAACAUGCUUAUUUUGCCGAUGUUGCUUACUCUACUAAACAAUAGGCUAAGCAAUGUGAGAUAUUAUUCAGUUAGGCUUUGUUAUUUUGAUAUUUUGUCUCCUCAAUCUACUGGACUUCAUCAGAGGUGCAUUUUUUGGCUCAUAAUUUUUGGGGAAAACUAUUUUCCAGAGGAUCAAUGUAGUUUCUAAUAAAUAAUGAAGAGGAUGAGCAUAUAAAGUCUCUUGCC
This is a messenger RNA of Coffea arabica (coffee), 1451 nucleotides long. NCBI's taxonomy places the organism in Eukaryota, Viridiplantae, Streptophyta, Magnoliopsida, Gentianales, Rubiaceae. The record is from RefSeq and is a predicted model, not a curated record.